UUGAUCACUAACUUGUGUACUAGUACUCUGGAUGUGCGGCGUGCGCUAUUCCCUUGCAGAUUAACGAUAAAUAUAACAAGGUUGGAAGAGCUACAUCUAGCCUAUUGCGCGUGAUUCAUUGGGCGCCAGGCAUCCAUUUACCGGUACACAACAUAUCUCAUUUUUUUUACCGGAACAGGAACACACUUAUAAAGGCAAGACCUCAUGUGGGGAAGCACAGCCACCUGUCUCAUGAAUCCCGAACUGGCCGCGACAGCAAUUUCAGCCUUGACAAUCCUUAACUUCCACUCUCAUCAUCAAACACGAAUUCCAAUCUUCAAAGAGUACAAAAGUGCUCUUCCAACCUCUUCCUAAACAACAAGAGUCUUAUGUCGCUCUUAACGCCCACAGAGGCUCAUGCCUUUCAGAAAUUCCUUUCAUCGCUUGACACUACCGACUUUUCAGCGUCAUGGAACAUGCAACUAGACGUAUCCCAUGAGCAUAUGCCUCCAGCCCACGGAAGAGAAGCACUAGCUCAAGCAACCAAAGACCUCAUGUCCCUAGAUACCGAUAAAUGGCGGUAUCCACUCCCUCACUCUGCUUCACCCCGUGAGUCCCCUUCCGACCCACCGGUUAACCGGCAUCCCCAGUCACAGUCAAACCCCCUGUCAUUUCUCUACUCUACCCGUCGUGAACGACGCGUAGAAAGCAAUGACCACUCCACAUCCCAUUCCCAGCCUCCCUCCUCCCGCAAUCGUGCACCCAUACCCCCUCUCCAACGAACCGUCGAUCCCGCAUCCGUCUCCACCAGAACUAGAGCAAGAACCUUCGCGUUCGAGAACGCAUCCUCUUCUUCAUCCAGCCAGUCUCCUAUCGACCCUUCAUCCUCAUCUUCAUCCUUCUCCACGCACCAUACCACGCCUACACCUGUCUCGUCCACUAAACGAUCCCCACCACCGGAUCAUAAUGGCGCGAAUAAACGGCGGCGACAGUCGUCUGUCGCAUCCCAACAAUUCGCUAGUGACGCAGGCCGAGCAUCGACCCUUCUAUCCCCCUCCCAGAAAAAAGCAAAUCACAUCCAAUCGGAGCAGAAGCGCAGAGCCAAUAUAAGAAGAGGUUACGAGGCUCUAUGCGACAUCGUCCCUUCUCUACGAGAAGCCAUGUUAGCAGAAGCAAUGGAAGAAGAAGAAGCGGGUGCGAAUGGGAAGAAAGCCGGAAGACGACGGAAGCCUGCAAAUGACGACGGUGAGAAGGUCGACGGCAGGGCUGGUCCGAAAAGCGAACAUGUCGUGCUUUCAAAGACUAUCGACUACGUCACUGAGCUUCUAUCGGAACAUGAUGUCUUCAAGCAGCGCUUAAUGGUCGCGAGAAGUAACCUCCCGCUUGAUCAUCCAUUAUUAAAGCGUCACCCUGACGCUUCGCCCCCGCUAUGGGAACGGAAAUGGACAGGAGGUGAAGCGAAAGAUGGUGACGAAGAGGACGACGAGGAAUCGUAGGCUCAAAAACAAACUGCCACAGUACGCCUCCGCCUCAUAGUAUUUAUCGGCCCAAAUCCGCCGUCUUGCAAGGGUCCAGAGUUGGACGCUUAUUAUAUCAGACUCGCUUCAUUAUGUAUAAUAUAGACCUUUAAUUCGCUUGUUCUGCAAGCGUUGUGGAAGCGAAGCCAACUUUUUGUUUGUCCUGAU
Messenger RNA from Suillus clintonianus, 1664 nucleotides. RefSeq lists its product as uncharacterized. The coding region runs from base 369 to 1475 and encodes 368 amino acids. The transcript is spliced from 2 exons. Gene Ontology annotation, molecular function: RNA polymerase II cis-regulatory region sequence-specific DNA binding; DNA-binding transcription factor activity, RNA polymerase II-specific; protein dimerization activity. The record is from RefSeq and is a predicted model, not a curated record. NCBI's taxonomy places the organism in Eukaryota, Fungi, Basidiomycota, Agaricomycetes, Boletales, Suillaceae. Gene Ontology annotation, biological process: regulation of transcription by RNA polymerase II.